Talaromyces atroroseus is the source of this 2415-nucleotide messenger RNA. RefSeq lists its product as hypothetical. Lineage: Eukaryota; Fungi; Ascomycota; Eurotiomycetes; Eurotiales; Trichocomaceae. The record is from RefSeq and is a predicted model, not a curated record. Gene Ontology annotation, molecular function: oligopeptide transmembrane transporter activity. The coding region runs from base 1 to 2415 and encodes 804 amino acids. The transcript is spliced from 5 exons. Gene Ontology annotation, biological process: transmembrane transport.
AUGGCUUCCGAUUCGCUCGAUGUCAAGAUGGCAGAAACGACUUCUGGAAGUUCUGAGACCAAAGGCGUCAGCGAAAAGGAUGGUGCCUUCAUCAGUGACCAAGAUGUAGAGCAGGGUGGAAAAUAUGAGUCCGAUGGCAUGGCGGAGGGCGUUACUAACGAGGUCGAAACGGCGAAGGAUCUCGUAACUAAGAUUAUCCACGUUAACGAUGACCCGAAUAUGACCGUGGUGACCUUUCGCGUGGUUUUCCUUGGCAUAGGGCUUUCCGUCUUCGGCUCUGUCCUCCAGGAAAUCUUCUAUUUCAAACCGCAGACCAUCUUCGUCUCGUUGAUUUUCUUGACCGUUUGGGCUUACAUCCUGGGUGAUUUAAUGGCGGUUUUUAUCCCGACGGAGAUCAACUGGAAGAUUGGCGGUCUCCAUAUUACCGAUGGCGGUAUCCUUCGAUACUUGAAUCCAGGUCCCUUCAACUCAAAGGAGCAUGCAGCGAUCACCAUUAUGUCAUCCGCAGCUUCGCAGUCUGCAUUGGCUACAGAGGCGCUCGCCGCUCAAUAUCUCUUCUACGGAGGUUAUCCGAGUAAAGCAGCUGGCAUAUUCAUUGUCCUGACAUCUCAGCUUAUUGGCUUCGGUGUUGCUGGACUCUUGCGCGAGGUCAUUGUGCACCCAACGAACAUGAUCUGGCCGAUGACGAUUCCCGUUUCCAGUUUGCUCGAAACAAUUCAUCAGGAUCGACGGGAAACCAAGCGAAAGAUGCGGGUUUGGUAUGCUGUUUUCCUUGCUAUUUUUGUCUGGGAGAUCUUUCCUGAAUACAUCUUCACCACCUUGAUUGGCGUCUCAAUAUUCUGUCUUGCGGACCAGCAUAAUCUCUUCUUCACCAAUUUCUUCGGCGGAGCAACAGGAAAUGAGGGCCUCGGCGUGCUGAACAUCUCAUUCGACUGGAACUAUAUCGCACCCUUUUUCAAUCCGCUCUGGUAUCCGCUCCAAAGUACUGUCAAUACAAUGAUUGGAAUCAUUGGCUGUUACGCACUUUUCAUAGGGCUAUAUUACGGCAACAUCUGGGAGGCCAAGAGUUUGCCCUUUCUCUCUCAGGACAUGUUCAAUCUCUCUGCCUCAACAUCGACUUCCUUCAGCGUCUACAACCAGUCUCUCAUAUUGAAUGACGACUUCGAGAUUGACCACAAAAAACUUGACGCUGAGGGUCUCCCCUAUCUGACGGCCACCUAUGUAGCCUACCUCAUUACUACCAACAUGGGCAUGACGGCUACGUUUGUAUACAUGCUCCUGUGGAACUGGGACGACCUAAAGGCUGCCUGGAGCUGGGCAUCCCCGGCCAAGCUUCGAAAGCUAUUUAGUGCGCAGGGACUCUAUUUCUGGCAGAACCAAGAGACUCCAGAGGAGAGGCUCCAGAGAAAGGAAAAUGACCCUGAACUAGACCCUCACUACAAGCUAAUGCUGAGAAAUAAGUACGUAGAAGUGCCUCUAUGGUGGUGGACUCUUGUCAUUGUCAUUUGCUGGGCUGUUGGCCUUGGUUGCCUUUACGCCCUAAAAUCCACUUUGCCCUGGUGGGGCUUUCUGCUAGCAACAGUAUUCACUUUUAUCUUUACGCUCUUCUUCGGUGCGCAAUAUGGAAUGACAGGAUUUGGCUUCAACUUGCAACCGAUCUUCCAAAUGCUUGCUGGCUACAUGUUCCCUGGUCGUCCACUGGCCAACUUUUACUUCACUUGCUUCACCUACAAUGCCACUAGUCAGGCUCAGCUUUUAGCCAAGGACUUGAGAUUAGCGCAGUAUUCGCAUUUGCCGCCACGCAUAACUUUCGUGCUCCAGAUCAUUGGCUGUUUGGUCGGAGCCCUGAUGAACUGGGUUAUGAUGGAAACCAUUGUCUCCGCACAAACACCCGCCUUGGAAUCUAUUCAGGGUACUAGUAUCUGGUCUGGACAGAACAUCCAAAUCUUCAAUACAAUGGCCAUCUCCUGGAGCAUAGCACCCAAAAUGUUUAGUAUCGGCGCGCGUUAUGAAUGGGUCACCAUCGUGUUCCUACUAGGAUUCAUUGUCCCGAUUCCGGCAUACAUUAUGUACAAGGUGACCGGCAACAAGAUCUGGGGUUAUCUCAACCCGUCAAUCAUUCUCUGGUUUAUGGGCAAUCUUUACGUCGGUAUUAACAGUGGUUUCACUACCUUUUUCAUCAUUGCGUUUGCCUUCCAGUGGUACAUCCGAAAGUACUACCCCCAGUUCUUCGUUAAAUGGAACUAUCUCAUUUCCGCGGCGUUGGACGGUGGCACGCAGAUUAUGGUCUUUAUUCUCACCUUCGCAGUCGCAGGAGGUAGUGGCACUGCUCAUCCAUUCCCUUACUGGGCAGGAAAUCCUGAUUUGUCGAAGCAUAAUACCGACUACUGCAUGGUUAAUCCAGGAAAUCAGUGA